AUGGCCGUCAAACCUGGAGUUCAGCGGAUCGAUCGCAACAACGAGGAGGCUAUCAUCCAAGCCAUAAUACAGGAUGGCUGUGUUAUCAUCAAGAAUUUUACAGACUCUGAAACUGUCCAAGCAGCCAAUGCGGAAGUCAAGCCAUACCUGGAAGCCGAUAAGCCUUGGAAGGGCGAUCUGUUUCCGCCAGAAACGCGUCGAUGUGCCAACCUGAUUGGAAGGAGCAAAACUGCUCGGGACAAAUGGCUCGUUGAUCCUCUUGUUCAGAAGCUAACUAGUACGUUCGUGGACAAAACCACUUCCAACUUUUACGGCGAAACGAAGCAUACCUAUACCAGUAAAGCGAUCUGCUCUAUUGCAAUGACUUUCGACAUCGGGCCCGGUGCAAAGGCACAACGGUUGCAUCGUGACGAUAAGAACUUUCACGUUGAUCAUAUCGAUCAGAGUGCCAUGGGGUACCGUCUCGGCUCUGAUGUCAUGAUGAAUAUUAUGGUUCCUGGGGUGAGGACAACAUAUGAAAACGGAGCCACUCUAGCAGUCCCUGGAAGUCACCUAUGGGGUCAAGACAGGGCACCAAAGACACAGGAAGCAAUAUGUGCAGAAAUGGAUGUUACCGAUGCUUGGGUUAUGCUAGGAGGACUCUAUCAUGCGGGUGGAGCAAAUACAACCGAAAAUGACCGUCGAAUCCUACACGGCUUCUUUUUCUGUCGUGGAUAUUUAAGGCAGGAGGAAAAUGCUUACUUGGCCAACUCCACAGAAGACGUUCUCUCAUGGUCUCCUGAAGUGCAGAGAAUUAUGGGAUAUGAAUUAUCAAGCCCCAAUAUUGGGUUUGUUAUGUUUAGAACACCACUGCAACAUUUGCGGGGGGAGAAUUCGGACACAUUUGGAGAUUUUGAUCCAUCUCAGGAAGGAAAGUAA
Talaromyces amestolkiae is the source of this 918-nucleotide messenger RNA. RefSeq lists its product as uncharacterized. The record is from RefSeq and is a predicted model, not a curated record. The transcript has 2 exons. NCBI's taxonomy places the organism in Eukaryota, Fungi, Ascomycota, Eurotiomycetes, Eurotiales, Trichocomaceae. Bases 1 to 918 code for a protein of 305 amino acids.